This is a messenger RNA of Ostreobium quekettii, 684 nucleotides long. The record is from the annotation of a GenBank genome assembly. Lineage: Eukaryota; Viridiplantae; Chlorophyta; Ulvophyceae; Bryopsidales; Ostreobiaceae.
AUGAACGCGCUGCGCCACACCAUUGACCCCCUGGUGAGGACGCCGCCGCAGUUGAUGGCUGCUCCCUGCCCUUCGCCAUCCCGGCAUCCCCCCUUCCCCGACCGCCAACGGCCCGCCAUCGCAUCAUGGCUCAAGCGCAGCGUGGCUCGCCCCCUGGCCUGCCAGGCGGUGCCGCAAGACAUCGCAUCGGCGGCGUCGGCCAAGCUGAUCUCCGAGCAGGAGAUCCCGGCGUUCAUCCCCAGGACGGACAUCAUGACGCAGCUGUACCGGUGGGCGAACAUCGAGGGCGGCACCAACGGGGUGCAGAAUUUUGGGGCCAACAUGGUGGUGACGCCGUACUACAUAGAGGACAUCGAGGGCGGGGAGGAGGGGGAAGAGAGAAGGAGCCUGUGGGGAUUCGACGUGGAUCUGAUGGACGACGGCGCGAUGGUGUGCAAGGUGGGCGUUCGGAUGGACACGCUGAAUGUGGAGAAGCCGAACUUCAUUGGGAUCGGCGAGGACGGAUUCCCGGUGAACGAGGGCGGCGUCACGAGCGUUCUGGGCAAGAACUUGCAGAUCUGGAAAGUGGGGGAUGAGACUGUGACAGACUCCAUUCGGGAAGUGCUUCGUCUGUUCUGCACUUCUUUGAUGCAAUCUGUCAACAAGUACUAUGCAUUCGGCUCGCCCUUCACCGACGAGCUUUGA